AUGGCGUCCAGCGUCGACCAGAAGCGCCUGAAGGCGACCAAGUUCCCACCCGAGUUCGACAAGAAGGUCGACAUUGAGAAGGUCAACAUUGACCUGAUGAAGAAGUGGAUUGCUAACAGGAUCACCACUAUUCUCGGUGACGAGGACGACAUCGUAGUCGAGACAUGUUAUAACCUGAUUGAGCAGAGCCAGUUUCCCAAGAUCAAGGAAAUCCAAAUCCAGCUCACGGGCUUCCUCAACAAGGACACGGCGCCUUUUUGCAAAGAGCUAUGGGAUCUCAUGCUGAGCGCGCAAGACAGUCCUAUGGGAGUACCCCGAGAGUUGUUGGAGGCGAAGAAGGCCGAACUGCAGCAGGAGCAGCUAUCCAAAGCCGCAGCUGAUGCCCGACGCGCCGAAGAACAAGCACAGAACGCUAUGAUUGACUCCUUCCGCCAAAGCGAGCGUUCAGAUAGACCUGAACGCGGCCGUGGCGGUGGAGGACGAUACCGUGGCAGCGAUCGCAGGGGACGUGGUAGAGACUUUGACAGAGGGAUCCCACGGCGCGAGCGUGAUUCGAGAUCACCACCGAGACGGAGACCAUCCCCACCUACUCGCGAGCGUGAUAUCUCGCGACCGCCGGCGCUCACCUUCGGGCAGUCGUUCUGCAUCUCCACCACCUCGUCGUACACGUCGCUCACCAUCGUCAGAACCUUCUCGAUCCCCACCACCCAGACGUCGAACGCGACGUUCCCUGUCAACUGA
Messenger RNA from Alternaria atra, 741 nucleotides. RefSeq lists its product as uncharacterized. Gene Ontology annotation, biological process: mRNA processing; regulation of mRNA splicing, via spliceosome. Gene Ontology annotation, cellular component: spliceosomal complex. The transcript is spliced from 5 exons. The record is from RefSeq and is a predicted model, not a curated record. Gene Ontology annotation, molecular function: RNA binding. NCBI's taxonomy places the organism in Eukaryota, Fungi, Ascomycota, Dothideomycetes, Pleosporales, Pleosporaceae. Bases 1 to 741 code for a protein of 246 amino acids.